GUGUUCCAUACCGAAGAAAAGAAUGGAACCUUUAUAAUCUGAGAAGCAAACCAGAUACAGUGUCACUUGCUACUUUGUCAUUUGCUAAUAAUACCACGUUUAACUACACAACAAAUUGUGAUUUUUUAAAUCAAAUUUAAUUGUUUUUCUGUACAUAACAAAUUGUGAUUUAAUCAAAUUUAAUUAUUCUUGCAAUUACUAGCUCAUCAAAAAGGGGGAAAGAUACGACGGAGAGACGGUGGCGCGUAGUUGUCGAAGAGGCGCGUGGAGUUUUUGCUUAUGGUCCCAUUAGUCCCCAAACCUAUCAUCAUCUCCUCUCUCUCUCUCUCUCUCUCUCUAUUGAAACCCUAAAAAUCCUCAUUUUGCACUGCAAAGUAGGCUGAGUCUCGACCCCUUCUCCGUUUUGGUGAUCCCGAGAAGUUCACUCUCAAAAAAAUCGAAGCUUAAAUUUCGGAUCUUUAACAGCUGUCUCCUCGGUAAAGCUUCGUGCUUUCUUUCUAAUCGGAUAGCGAAUUGAGGAGACGACGACGAUGAGCAGCAGAGAUCAUCAUCAUCCACCCGAGCCUCUUGAUUUCUUCAUAUGGACUGUUGAGGAUGUUGGAUCUUGGCUUGAGGAGAUAAACCUUGGAAGCUACCGCCUGAUUUUCAAAGAAAACGGCGUCAAUGGAGAAUAUCUAGAAAGCAUGUCUGUGUUUACAACCGAACAGAUCCUUCACUUCAUUAGGAGGCAUCACAUGAAGUGGGGAGACUUCAUCACCCUCUGUAAAGAACUCAGAAGGAUUAAAGUGGCUUGCUUGAAAGGUGAGCAGAGAGUUCGACGGCCAUGGUGGGCACCGUCUUGUCUAUCGGUAGUCUUUGUUAAGGCGGCUAAGCGCAACCGACAGUCUCGAGUUGUAUCUUUAAAGCUUGAAUCUUGACAGUUGAUAUUACACUUUGGAUGUUUAUGUACGUUCUUGUCUCUCUUCUUUUCCUUUUUUUUCUUGGUUUGUGUUUGUUUUUGGAGAUAAAAAGCCACAUAUGCACUAGGAAGACAGCCAAAAUGCUGUUUGGCUUUGGUAAAAUCUUGCAAGUAGGAAAAAAACAUUGGUGUAUACAAAGCUUGCUCUCAAAUGUUUACUACUCA
Messenger RNA from Brassica napus (rape), 1123 nucleotides. RefSeq lists its product as uncharacterized. Gene Ontology annotation, molecular function: protein binding. Lineage: Eukaryota; Viridiplantae; Streptophyta; Magnoliopsida; Brassicales; Brassicaceae. The transcript is spliced from 4 exons. The record is from RefSeq and is a predicted model, not a curated record. Bases 531 to 917 code for a protein of 128 amino acids.